CAUGGUUAGAGGAAAGCAAUUGGGAAAAAGUGAAAUACAGACUACCCAAGGAAUUCGAAUGGAAAUGCAGAGCGGCAAGGAGAAUAAGGAAGAAAGGAAGAGCAAAAGGGGGAAUAAUAACUGGUUUAAGAAAGGGACUGAAGGAACUGGAAUACAAAGAAAUAAGCGAUAAUAUGGUGGAAAGGAAAAUAGCAUAUAAGGACAAGACAUUCAGGAUAAUAGUGGUAUAUAAUCAAGACACGAAAGGAACAUGGAAAGAGAUAGAGGAAAGAGUAGACGGGAGAGAAGAGGAAGUGAUGAUAGUCGGCGGAGACUGGAAUGCGAGAAUGGGAGAAGAGGGAGGGCAGGUAAGCGAGGACAUAGGGAAGGAAAGAAGCAGGCGAUCAAAAGACAAGAAAAUAAACGCGGAGGGAAGAAUACUGCUUAGGUACCUAGAAGAGAGAGGCUGGACGAUAAUAAACGGCAGGGAUGAAGAGGGAGAGGAGUGGACAUAUAUUGGGGAGAGAGGAAACUCGGUGAUAGACUAUGUGAUCGGAAACCAGGAGGCGAAAGAGGAAAUAACUAACAUGAAGGUAGGAAGAAGAACAGAGUCGGACCAUAUGCCACUGGAAGUAGAAAUAGAGGGGCCAGAACUACAAAAAACGGAAGAAAGAGAAGAAGAAGAGAAGGAGAGAAGGGAGUGGACAAGGGAAAACAGGGAAAAAUACCUGGAGGAAUGCAAAGACUGGACCUACGAGGGGAGAACAACAAAGGAACUGUGGACAGAAAUCAAAAACAAGGUAAACAAUGCAGUACCAAAGAGGAGAGUAAAGACAAGAAAAUGGGGAAUGGGAGAGAAAGUGUGGUAUGACAAGGAGUGGAAAGAGAGGAAAAGAGAGGUGAGAAGGAAGAUGGCAAAAUUCAGGAGAGGAAAAUGCGGCAGAGAAGAACUAAUGGAGGAGAAGAAGGCAUUCAAACUAUGGUGCAAAGAAAGAAAGGAAAGACACGAAGAGGAGGAAAUGGAGAAGAUAAGGAGGAUUAGAACAGAGCAAGAGGUAUGGAAGUACAUAAACAAGUACAGAAGAAGAAGAGAGGAAAUAGACGAGGAAAUAAGCGAA
Molecule: messenger RNA, 1097 nt
Organism: Bombus pyrosoma
Lineage: Eukaryota; Metazoa; Arthropoda; Insecta; Hymenoptera; Apidae
Product: golgin subfamily A member 6-like protein 6
Exons: 1
Molecular function (GO): catalytic activity
Source: RefSeq, a predicted model, not a curated record